This is a messenger RNA of Gongylonema pulchrum, 402 nucleotides long. Lineage: Eukaryota; Metazoa; Nematoda; Chromadorea; Rhabditida; Gongylonematidae. The record is from the annotation of a GenBank genome assembly.
AUGGAAAUAUUUGUAAUAGAUAAGAAAUGUUUCGAUCCAUUAAGUCGUAUACAUUUUUUACCGUUACCACAAUUGGACCUUGUCAGUACAACGAUUAUGUGUGGCGAUGUGAUUUAUAUGGGCAUACGAGGCAAAAAUGCUAUUUUCGCAGAUCUGCGAGGAGGAUCGUUUACAUUUGAUGAUAUGUUUAAUGUUCGUUGGUUGAAGGCACUGCAUUUCAAUUCUCAGUUGCUUCUUACGGAGAGCACAGAUGGAGUGGUAAAUAUUUUUAUGGAUUUUAAAAUGUUUGCAGUAAAUUUCUAUUUCGAAUUUCGAUGCAUUUUGUUUUGGUGUAAAUUUCUAUUUAUUGUUGUGAUAAUUUUGUUUUUUUUUUUGAAAGUGUCAAACUUUUGUUCUGUCUGA